Molecule: messenger RNA, 1358 nt
Organism: Ricinus communis (castor bean)
Lineage: Eukaryota; Viridiplantae; Streptophyta; Magnoliopsida; Malpighiales; Euphorbiaceae
Product: ATP-dependent Clp protease proteolytic subunit 3, chloroplastic
Exons: 5
Coding region: 193-1197 (334 amino acids)
Biological process (GO): protein quality control for misfolded or incompletely synthesized proteins
Cellular component (GO): endopeptidase Clp complex
Molecular function (GO): serine-type endopeptidase activity; ATPase binding; ATP-dependent peptidase activity
Source: RefSeq, a predicted model, not a curated record
AGAAAAGAAGAAGAGUGAAAAAACGGCAUCGUCUAAACCGACUGAAAAGAUCCCACCCAGUCCCUCAGCUUUUGCUACUGUGUAAAGAGUCGAAAUUCAAUCUUUCUCCGUUUUCCCAGGAAAGAGAUAAACAACAAGAAGAAAACUGUUUACAAGCGGAAGCAGCUCUGCAAUCACAAUCAAACCCAAUAAAUGGAGAAAGGUCUAUCCUUUAUAUCAGUAUCACAGUCAACAAGCAGUCCUUUAUGCUUCUCUAAUCACAAGCAGUUUUUGUUACCUACAAUCAACACCACGGAUAGUAAUAAAGCUAAAGUUAGCAUUUCUACUAAUGGAAAAAGAAGGAAACCCAUUUCAGUUAAGGCUGUGAAUACAAGAAAAGAGACCUUAUCCAGUAACUGGGAUGUUGCAAAUUUCUCUUCUUCUUUUGCUACUUCAUCUCCAGCUUUACCAAGAUUUGAGGAACUUGAUACCACUAAUAUGCUCCUACGUCAAAGAAUUAUCUUCUUGGGCUCUCAGGUCGAUGACAUGACAGCAGAUUUUGUCAUAAGCCAACUCUUAUUUCUGGAUGCUGAAGACCCAACAAAAGACAUCAAAUUGUUUAUUAAUUCACCUGGUGGUUCUGUCACUGCUGGAUUGGGAAUAUAUGAUGCAAUGAAAUUGUGCAAGGCUGAUGUUUCAACUAUUUGCCUGGGGCUUGCUGCAUCUAUGGGAGCAUUUCUUCUUGCUGCUGGUACAAAGGGCAAGAGGUUCUGCAUGCCCAAUGGGAGAGUGAUGAUCCAUCAGCCGCUUGGAACUGCUGGAGGAAAAGCAACAGAGAUGAGCAUACGAAUAAGAGAAAUGAAUUACCACAAGAUUAAGCUAAACAAGAUUCUUUCAAGAGCUACAGGGAAGCCUGUAGAGCAGAUUGAAGUUGACACUGAUCGUGAUAAUUUCAUGAGUGCUUGGGAAGCUAAAGAAUACGGGCUGAUAGAUGUAGUUAUUGAUGAUGGAAAGCCAGGAUUGGUUGCACCUCUUACAGAUGCUUCACCUCCACCAAAGACCCGGGUGUGGGAUCUAUGGAAAAUUGAAGGGGGAAAGAAAGCUAAAAAGAAUUUGCCCUCAGAGCAUAAGAUCUUGCGGAAUGGAUAUGCUGGGAGGCAAGGAGAUGAUGAGGACAGAGGCACAGACCAAGAGAAGGAUGAUCCUGCUUCUGUGUAGGAUUUGGCUAGUUUUCUGUCUUUUAUCUCUCAAAAGAUUAAUGCCAAGCAAGAUUGAAUUGGUAGAGUUAGUAGUUUAAAUUCUGAUAAAUGUAGGGAACAUGAUUAUAAAUUAAUUUUACACCCAUUUUAUGAAUGCAAGGGAUUUUCACUUUUCAAAUA